Messenger RNA from Thermochaetoides thermophila DSM 1495, 951 nucleotides. RefSeq lists its product as uncharacterized. NCBI's taxonomy places the organism in Eukaryota, Fungi, Ascomycota, Sordariomycetes, Sordariales, Chaetomiaceae. The record is from RefSeq and is a predicted model, not a curated record. The transcript has 3 exons. The coding region runs from base 1 to 951 and encodes 316 amino acids.
AUGCAUAUUUCUGCUCUCUGUGCUCUUAUCAGCCUGGUUGGCCCCUCGGCAGCCCAUGGUGUCGUCACCCUCAUCCGUGGAGCCAAUGGCGUUGAUAUGCCAGGCCUUUCAAUCAUUGACGGUACUCCCCGCACUUGUUCCACAAACCGCUGCGGCUCUCAGGCUGACACAGCCAUCAUCCGUGACCGUGAGAUCCGUUCCGGCCGGGUCGGCCCUCUCGGCCGCACGCAAGGUAGUGGGCCGGUUGAUGCUGCGGUCAUGAUCGCCCGAUUUAUGGGCACCAGCACCGGUGCUACGACCUUACGGACCAACACUUCGCUCGAGUUUGACGAUCCCGCGGAGGAUCCCAUCGACGUGUCAAGGCUGAGCAGGCUUGCUGAUGCGGGUCGUGAAAGAGGUGGGAGGAAUAAUCAGAAGCGUGGGAUGUUGAUGGUUGCAAGGCAGUUCCUGAGCAGGUUGCGUGAGGGUCUUGGCCGCGGUGGGACUGCGAGUACCGAGGAGGUGGAGAGGAAUGUUGCUGCUCUGGCUGGGCUUGGCGCUACAGCCGGGUUGCCUACUUGUGCGGAUGAUGGCACGAUUGAGAUGGUGUUUCAUCAGGUCAACCAAGAUGGUGCUGGUCCCUUGGAAGCCAUGGUUGAUGGCACUUCAGGUGGCACCGACCUUGCUGCCUUCAAGCCCGCUCGUGUUAUCCAGGACGUUCCCGGGUUUGGCUUCCAGGGCCUCAGCCUGGCCACCAGCAGGGACUUCCCCUUGCGUGUUCAGAUGCCAGAGGGUAUGACUUGUGAUGCUACAGUUGCUGGCGUCUCUAAUGUAUGCAUCGUUCGCGUCCGCAAUAAUGCUGCGGCUGGUCCUUUUGGUGGCAGUGCCGCCUUUACGCAGAGCCCUGCCGCCAGGAAGCGGGCUAUUGAGUACCGAAUGAAGAUGAGGAGAGCCGUUGAGUUCAAGGCCUGA